AUGACAGGAGGAGCCAGUGCGCAUGCGCGGCUACACUCAGAGGCUGAAGGAAAGAGAAACACCAGGAAAAAAGUGCUCAAGACAAAGGAGUGGACAGAAGCGUCCGGACAGGGCUCCCCCAGGAUCCCCCGAGUGUGCUCCGGGAAGACUCUGGAGGACCGCGGCCGCAGUACAACAUUACAACAGUACAACAGUGCGACUACAGAAGAACCUGGAGACAAACAGGACGUUGCGACAGUUGAUCUGUGGCUGAGGUGUUGA
This is a messenger RNA of Knipowitschia caucasica, 261 nucleotides long. Lineage: Eukaryota; Metazoa; Chordata; Actinopteri; Gobiiformes; Gobiidae. The record is from the annotation of a GenBank genome assembly.